This is a messenger RNA of Guillardia theta CCMP2712, 2580 nucleotides long. RefSeq lists its product as hypothetical. Gene Ontology annotation, molecular function: ATP binding; ATP hydrolysis activity; ATP-dependent protein folding chaperone. The coding region runs from base 22 to 2541 and encodes 839 amino acids. The transcript is spliced from 4 exons. The record is from RefSeq and is a predicted model, not a curated record. Gene Ontology annotation, biological process: protein folding. NCBI's taxonomy places the organism in Eukaryota, Cryptophyceae, Pyrenomonadales, Geminigeraceae.
UUGGAUAGUGCGUGGAAGACAAUGGGGGACAUCAAGAUCCUUCCUAUUCUUUCAGCGACGCUCCUCGUUGCUUGCUUGUUGCAGGCAUGCUUUAUGACGGGCGUUCACUGCGACGGAACUCCUGCCGCCUCGGCUACCGCCGAUGGGGACCUCGGAACCGACAAGGCUGCCUCGACGCUCAGCUAUGACGGCUUCAGCGCGGAGGAGAAGAAGGCCCUCGAGCAGGGUGGACAAAAACAAGAGUUCCAGGCCGAAGUCGGUCGUCUCAUGGACAUCAUCAUCAACUCGCUCUACUCCAAGAAGGAGAUCUUCUUGCGUGAGCUCAUCUCCAACGCUUCCGAUGCCCUGGACAAGAUCCGCUUCCUCUCGCUCACCGACCCCAAGGUUCUUGGAGAGGGUGAUCAGUCGAAGUUGGAGAUCCGUAUCGAAGCUGACAAGGAAGCUGGAACCAUCAGCAUCAGCGACACUGGUAUCGGCAUGACCCGCGAAGACCUCAUGAACAACCUUGGAACUAUCGCCAAGUCCGGAACCUCCUCCUUCUUGGAGAAGAUGGCCAAGGAGGGCGACAUGAAUCUCAUCGGUCAGUUCGGCGUUGGUUUCUACUCCGUGUACCUCGUCGCUGAUUCAGUGACCGUCGUCACUAAGCACAACGACGAUGACCAGCACGUGUGGGUCUCCCAGGCGGACGCUUCCUUCACUGUUGCCAAGGAUCCCCGCGGAAACACUCUUGGCCGCGGAACCAAGAUCACCAUGAAGGUGAAGGAGGACGCUACUGAGUUCCUCGAGGAGGACCAGCUCCGUACCCUCAUCAAGCGCUACUCUGAGUUCAUCAACUUCCCCAUCUACCUCCAGACUACCAAGACUGAGGAGGUUGAGGUUCCUGAUGAGGAUGCCGAGAAGAAGGAUGAGGAGAAGAAGGACGAGGAGAAGAAGGAGGAGAAGAAGGAUGAGGACGAUGUUGACGUCUCUGAUGUUGAGGAGGAGGAUGAGUCCAAGGAGGACAAGGACAAGCCCAAGACCAAGAAGGUCAAGAAGACCAGUAAGGAGUGGGAGCUUGUCAACGACACCAAGGCCAUCUGGGUUCGCUCCCCCAGUGACGUGAAGGAUGAUGAGUACAACAACUUCUUCAAGUCUCUCACCAAGGAGUUCGACGAUCCUCUCGACAAGAUCCACUUCACUGCGGAGGGAGAGAUCCAGUUCCGCUCCAUCCUCUUCAUCCCCAAGAAGGCUCCUUCGGACCUCUUCGACAAGCUGCAGACCAAGCAGAACAACCUUCGUCUCUACGUUCGCCGCGUCUUCAUCUCCGACGAGUUCGACGAUCUCAUGCCAAGAUACCUCAGCUUCAUCCGUGGUGUUGUUGACAGUGAGGACUUGCCCCUCAACGUGUCCCGUGAGAUGCUCCAGCAGUCUCGUGUCCUCAAGGUUAUCAAGAAGAAGCUUGUCAGCAAGGCUCUCGACAUGAUGAAGAAGCUCUCUGAGGCUGAGGAGAACGCCAUCGAGGCUGAGGAGGAGGAGGACAAGGAGGAGGAGGACAAGGCUAAGGCCGAGGCCGCUGGCAAGGAGGAGAAGAAGGAGGAGGACAAGGAGGAGGAGGAAGAGGAGGGAGAGAGUGAGGACGGCGAGGAGGCCAUCAAGAAGUACAAGGACUUCCACGAGUCCUUCGGCAAGGCCAUCAAGCUCGGCAUCAUCGAGGACACCAAGAACAGAAAGAAGCUCGCCAAGCUCCUCCGCUUCGAGUCCACCCGCACCAAGGACGGAGAGACCGUCUCCCUCUCCCGUUAUGUGAAGAGGAUGAAGGAGGGACAGAAGCACAUCUACUACAUUGCUGGCGACAGCAAGAAGGACCUUGAGGCCUCUCCCUUCCUUGAGAAGCUCAAGAAGCGCGGCUACGAGGUCAUCUUCAUGACCGACCCCAUCGACGAGUACGCCGUUCAGCACAUGGACGAGUACGAGGACCACAAGCUCAUGAACGCAGCCAAGGAGGACCUUAAGUUCGGAGACAAGGAGGAGAAGAAGGAGAAGAAGAGGAGGGAGAAGGCCAAGGAGAACCUCAAGGACCUCAUCGAGUGGUACAAGAAGCUCCUCGGUGACAAGGUGGAGAAGCUCGUCAUCUCCAACCGCCUCACCACCUCCCCCAUGGCCGUUGUCACUGGAACCUACGGCUACACCGCUAACAUGGAGCGCUUGAUGAAGGCCCAGGCCCUCAACGAUCCCUCCAGGUACAGCUUCAUGGCCUCCAAGAAGACUGUGGAGAUCAACCCCUACCACCCUGUAAUCAUCGAGCUCAACAAGAAAGCCAAGGACUCCCCUGAGGACGAUGAGACCAAGGACCUCGCCAACGUGCUCUACGACAGCGCUCUCAUCACUGCCGGAUUCGACAUCGACGACUCGAGCGCCUUCCAGAGCAGGAUGCUCAAGAUGCUCAAGGCUGGCCUCAAGAUCGACGAGGAUGCCAAGGUCGAGGAGGAGCCCGAGGACGACGGAGAGGAGGAGGAGGAGGAGAAGAAGGAGGAUUCUGAGGAGAAGAAGGAGGAGCUAUAAGCGGUGAAAGAAUGUUAGAUUGAUUAAAACCAAGUAACG